CUGGCACGUCCACCAUUUUGAGCGAGCGUUUCAACUUACCGCACACUCAUCCAAUUCAAAGAUGUCCGACCAGCUUUGCAAGCUCUUUGUUGGAGGCCUCAACGUGGACACCGACGACGAUGGCCUGCGUAAGCACUUCGAGCAGUACGGCAUGCUCACCGACUGCGUCGUGGUGGUGAACAAGCAGCUCCAGAGGUCACGCUGCUUCGGCUUUGUCACCUACUCGACGCCGGAGGAGGCCGACGCGGCCAUGUGUGCUAGGCCGCACAACGUCGACGGCAACUCUGUCGAAGUCAAGCGCGCCAUGUCGCGGGAAGACGCCGGCAGGCCCGAAGCCCUCGCUAAAGUGAAGAAAAUCUUCGUCGGCGGGCUUAAAGACGACAUCGAAGAGGAGCACUUGAACGACUAUUUCUGCCAGUAUGGUCAAAUCGAGAAGUCCGAAGUCAUCUCCGCGAAGGACACCGGCAAGAAGCGAGGCUUCGGCUUUGUCUACUUCAACGACCACGACUCCGCCGACAAAGCCGUGGUGAUUAAAUUCCACACCAUAAAUGGACACAAAGUCGAGGUGAAAAAGGCCCUCACCAAGCAGGAGAUGCAAGCUGCGGGCGGUCGAGGCGGCAUGGCGCCGAGAGGAAGCAGAGGCCGCGGCAUGCGGGGAAAUCAAAAUGGCUUCGGCGGAAGAGACUAUGGCGGAAACUACAGCUACGGAAAUGGCGGCGGAGGCUAUGGUGGUGGUGGCGGCUAUGGCAGUGGCGGCUAUGGCGGAGGAUAUGGUGGUGGCUACGGAGACCAGGGAAGCAACUAUGGUGGCGGAAACGGCUACAACGACUUUGGCAGCAGCUACGGCCAACAGUCAUCUGGCUACGGUCCAAUGAAAGGAGGUCCCUUCGGAGGGCAGAGGAACCCGGCACCCUACACCCGGGGAGGAGGAGGCGGCGGCUACCCGAGGGGCGGCUACACCUACUAGACGAUCACCCCCCAUCUCUACCGACUACUACCAGGAUUUGGACGUCAAAAGUAACUCACUAAGGGGUCGUCUGUCUGGCUGACCCCGUAAACAUAAUGAAGACCUCAAAGCCCCGAACAGGUUGCUAUGGUAACCUGGGCGAGACAGCGGCACCCUGAUGGUGAUGGUGUGUGCGGGUGCUUGUCUGCAGGGGUGGACUCGGAAGGUGGUUGUCUUCUCCCCUCAGGUUUGUGGUUCUCAAGGAGAUCUGAGCUGUUAAUGCUGUUAAUGUUGGUCAAGUUUUUGGUGACGCAAAUAAAUAUUUCUCAAUACAA
Nerophis lumbriciformis (worm pipefish) is the source of this 1281-nucleotide messenger RNA. Its product is annotated as heterogeneous nuclear ribonucleoprotein A0-like. Gene Ontology annotation, molecular function: mRNA 3'-UTR binding. The record is from RefSeq and is a predicted model, not a curated record. NCBI's taxonomy places the organism in Eukaryota, Metazoa, Chordata, Actinopteri, Syngnathiformes, Syngnathidae. Gene Ontology annotation, cellular component: catalytic step 2 spliceosome. Gene Ontology annotation, biological process: mRNA splicing, via spliceosome.